GCAAAGUCGUGCAUUUGUCACAUGUGUGGUGCCCACCUGAAUAGACUCCACUCUUGCCUCUACUGUGUCUUCUUUGGCUGUUUUACAAAGAAACAUAUUCACGAGCACGCGAAGACAAAGCGACACAAUUUAGCCAUAGACCUUUUGUAUGGGGGUAUAUACUGCUUUAUGUGUCAAGAUUACAUAUACGACAAAGACAUGGAACAAAUUGCCAAAGAAGAACAACGAAAAGCUUGGAAAUUACAAGCCUUCACCCCAACAGUGGUUUCUCACUACCAGUGUACAAUGACAGGCAUUGGAGAGAAGUAUUCAACAUGGGAGCCGACCAAGAGAGAGUUAGAAUUGCUACGACACAACCCCAAGCGAAGAAAAAUAACCACAAACUGCACCAUAGGUCUACGAGGGCUAAUCAAUCUUGGGAACACAUGUUUUAUGAACUGUAUUGUCCAGGCACUUACCCACACUCCACUGCUGCGAGAUUUCUUCCUCUCCGACAGGCACAAAUGUGAAAUGCAAAGCCCCAGCUCAUGUCUGGUCUGUGAAAUGUCUACGCUCUUUCAGGAGUUUUACUCUGGGCACCGAUCUCCUCACAUUCCAUAUAGGUUAUUGCACCUGGUAUGGACUCACGCACGGCAUUUAGCAGGGUACGAGCAACAAGAUGCACACGAGUUCCUCAUUGCUGCAUUAGAUGUGCUACACAGACACUGCAAAGGUGAUGAUAAUGGGAAGAAGGCCAACAACCCCAACCACUGUAACUGCAUCAUAGACCAAAUCUUCACAGGCGGACUGCAGUCGGAUGUUACCUGUCAAGUCUGCCAUGGUGUUUCCACGACGAUAGACCCGUUCUGGGACAUCAGUUUGGACCUGCCAGGCUCUUCCACCCCGUUCUGGCCGCUGAGUCCGGGCAGCGAUGGCAGCGUCGUCAAUGGGGAAAGCCACGUGUCGGGCACCACCACCCUCACAGACUGCUUGAGAAGGUUUACAAGGCCAGAACAUCUAGGAAGCAGUGCCAAAAUCAAAUGUAGUGGUUGCCAUAGCUACCAAGAAUCUACCAAACAACUCACUAUGAAGAAGUUACCCAUUGUGGCCUGUUUUCAUCUCAAACGGUUUGAACACUCAGCCAAACUGAGGCGGAAGAUCACUACGUAUGUCUCGUUUCCACUGGAGCUGGACAUGACACCCUUCAUGGCUUCCAGUAAAGAGAGCAGAAUGAACGGGCAGUACCAGCAGCCGACGGAUAGUCUAAACAAUGAUAAUAAGUAUUCCUUGUUUGCAGUAGUUAAUCACCAGGGAACCUUGGAGAGUGGGCACUAUACCAGCUUCAUCCGGCAGCACAAGGACCAGUGGUUCAAGUGUGAUGAUGCCAUUAUCACCAAGGCAAGCAUUAAGGAUGUGCUAGACAGUGAAGGAUAUUUGCUGUUCUAUCACAAACAGUUCCUGGAGUAUGAAUAGCCUUAUCCAGCAGCUUGUCAGAUGUAAACAAGGAAGAAAUAACACAAGCCUUCUGAAUCGACACACAAACCUACCUGAAAUGAAAAGACCCAUUACAAACCAACUCGCACUGAGCUGUAACAGGACCUACUUGACACUGACUCAUAGCCUGGAGAGUGAGAAAUGAACAAUGUCCAACGUGUGUGCAGUCCCACGAGGACAGAAAGGGGGAAAAGAGGCUGCAGUCAGUCACUUAACAGAGGAAAUAUAAAAUGAAAGGAAUGCUCUGGGUGGGGGAAAUGGGAGCAGAGGAGUCCGGGCACUGGUACAUCUCCUGUGUUCCUCCAAAAUGUGUGUGGGAAGGCAAAGGAUUCUACCCUCAUCUCCAUAAAGCAUCUUCUCCAUUCGGUGCUUCAGCUCCAACGACCAAUCAUAUAACAGUUAAAAGUAAAAAUCCAAACCCAUUUUUUUAUGCAUAUGGGUCUGAAAGCAGUAGAGUGGAGGAGGAGGGGAUGAGACAACUAAAGGACUUUGCAAGUAUCUUUUUAUUUGUGAAUUUUAGUUAUUAAAUAAAUACAGUAUGAAACUAUUAGGCUCUUUUUUUUCCAACAACCAUAAAAGAAAUCCUGGAUUGUGGAACUGAAGCUGCAGUACUCAGACAGGUUUUCAAGCAUGCCUGCUUGCACAGGUAAUGUUCAAUGCCAUCGGACUGCUCAUCCAAAAGUAUCAGCACAGAUUCUGUUGUUUGAGCCCUUUUUUUGUUUUGUUUUCUAUAAAUAGCUAUUUUCUUAAUUUUUUUCCUUUUAUUCCCUUUUUUCACGAGAAUGAAAUUCAUAAAUGCAACCAUCAGUAAAAAUGAAUGAAUUGGCGUGUUUAUACUGUAAGAGUGGUCUUGGUUC
This is a messenger RNA of Ficedula albicollis (Collared flycatcher), 2330 nucleotides long. It is a transcript of the gene USP22, whose product is annotated as ubiquitin specific peptidase 22. The record is from RefSeq and is a predicted model, not a curated record. Bases 22 to 1452 code for a protein of 476 amino acids. Gene Ontology annotation, molecular function: zinc ion binding; cysteine-type deubiquitinase activity. The transcript has 13 exons. Gene Ontology annotation, biological process: protein deubiquitination. Lineage: Eukaryota; Metazoa; Chordata; Aves; Passeriformes; Muscicapidae.